AAGGAGUGGUCGCCGCACGAGGACGAGCUGAUCCGCCGCGGCGUGGAGCAGCUUGGCUGCCGAUGGCGCGUCAUCGCCGCCCAGCUGCCUGGAAGGUCGGACGACGCCGUCCGCAACCGCUGGAGCAGGCUGCAAGACACAGCCAAGAGCAGGACGGGCGGGCGGGACGGGGGCGAGAGGUCCUCUUGGACUCGGGCAGAGGACGACGUGAUCGUGCAGGGGGUGUCGGAGCUGGGACACAAGUGGUUCGAGAUCGCGCGGCGGCUGCCCGGCCGGACGGACCACGCGAUUCGCAACCGCUGG
This is a messenger RNA of Emiliania huxleyi CCMP1516, 303 nucleotides long. RefSeq lists its product as hypothetical. Gene Ontology annotation, molecular function: RNA polymerase II cis-regulatory region sequence-specific DNA binding; DNA-binding transcription factor activity, RNA polymerase II-specific. Gene Ontology annotation, biological process: regulation of DNA-templated transcription. Gene Ontology annotation, cellular component: nucleus. NCBI's taxonomy places the organism in Eukaryota, Haptophyta, Isochrysidales, Noelaerhabdaceae. The record is from RefSeq and is a predicted model, not a curated record. The annotation marks the transcript as partial. The transcript has 2 exons.